AUGGUGGAAAACAGCACUGACCGUUUCGUUGGGGUGGUCUCCUUCGCCUGUUUGCUCUUUGUGAUUGGUGCAGUGGCAGUGGUAGCUAAACUUCAUUGUGACAUAAUUUCUACAGCAAAGCAGGCAGAAGAAGAAUUAGCCAAGUUUAACAUUGUUCAUGAGGAGUUAUGGAAGGAAACUCUCAAGUUGGUGGACAUUUACGGAAGGAACAUUGAAAAGAGGAAUGUUGUAUAUCAAAGCCAAGUACGCCAAACUCCCAACAGACACUAUGUACUAAAUCAUCAACCUCAGCGUAACAGGCGAUUUUAUGUCACGGCACCGUCACUACAACCAGUCUAUGCGUUUCAGCGUUCAUAUGCUCCUCAGCAAGUGUACCAACAAGCUGUUCCACAACAGCUCUAUCAGCAACAAGUUUUCACUGACAAUAGAGUGGUGGAAUGUGACUGUCCCAAUGGACCUCGCGGUCCUCCCGGACCUUCUGGAUAUGAUGGAGUUCCUGGGCUACCUGGAGAAGAUGGUACAAACGGCGACGAUGACAACACGCUAACACUGCAUUAUUCGGACUCGUGCGCAAUGUGCCCCGCUGGACCACCCGGACCUCCAGGACGCCCGGGACCGGAAGGAGUUCCCGGACCACAAGGCCUACCAGGUAUACCUGGACUUGAUGGAGCUCCAGGUAUUCCUGGUCCAAGAGGGCCCGAAGGCGAUAGGGGGUUGCCUGGAGAACGCGGACCACCUGGUCCAAUCGGUAUACUAGGCGGAAAAGGAGUGUUUUACACAAGCGUGCCAGGACCACCUGGACCUCCAGGUCCAGUAGGAGAGCCGGGUGUGAUUGGUGAAACAGGGUUACCCGGCUUAGAGGGCCCUCCAGGGCCACCGGGCCCACGGGGAUGGCCAGGAGUAAGUGGGAGCCGAGGAGCGGACGGCAGUUAUGGCCCAUCUCAAUCCCAGCAACGCAAUGUUCUAAAAGUUGUGCGGAAAAGAAAAAAGCAAGAGACCGAGUCGCUAGAAAAUGUCGCUAAGUUCUGUGCUGUUAGUUGA
Molecule: messenger RNA, 1041 nt
Organism: Strongylus vulgaris
Lineage: Eukaryota; Metazoa; Nematoda; Chromadorea; Rhabditida; Strongylidae
Source: the annotation of a GenBank genome assembly